AUGUCUCGAGUUCUGGCGGUUUUUGGUGCGACUGGCCACCAGGGAAGCUCUGUUAUCAACAACGUCUUGAACGAUCCAGAACUGUCUCAGCAGUAUUCUCUCCGUGCCAUCACGCGUGAUGCCAACUCAACCAAGGCCAAACAGCUUCAAGACAAGGGUGUUCAAGUCGUCGCUGGAGAUGUGACUGACCGGUCUUCAAUUGAGUCGGCCCUCGCCGGCGCCCACACCAUCUUCGCCAUGACCGCUCCCGACUUCAGUCCCAAUGCCGUCGAGGUUGAGUUUAACAACGCAAAAACCAUUGCUGAUGUUGCUGUCAGCGCGGGCGCCCAGUAUCUCAUCUGGAGCACGCUUCCUUAUGUUCGCAAGAUCUCCAAUGGCAAAUAUACAAAGGUGACGGCCUUUGACGCCAAGGCCAAGGCUGAAGAGUACAUCCGUGGUCUCAAGAUCAAGAGCGCCUUUUUCUCCGGUGGUUUCUUCAUGGAAAAUUUCCAGGAGCAACCGUUUCUAAGCCCGAAGCCGGGACCAAACGGAGUCUGGACCUUUACGCGGCCCAACUCUCCCAACAUCAAGGUUCCCUUCUAUGAUGCUGUCAGCGACACUGGUAAAUUUGUGGGCGCUAUCCUCGCCGAGCCUGAUAAGUUGGAGGGUAAGGUGCUUCACGCGGCCCAAGGUCUAUACACGAUGGAAGAACUUGCGGUCAUUCUCGGCAAGGCCCUCGGCAAGAAGGUAGUGUACAAGCAGGCACCUCUGGAUGAAUUUGUCCAGGGGCUGCCAUUUGCUGGAGGCUUGUACGGGGAUGCAUUUGCAUAUCUGGAGGAGUUUGGGUACUUUGGGCCGGAGACCGAGACCCUGGUUGCAUGGACGGCCGAGAAUGUCCGAGGGAAGCUGACGACUUUUGAGGAGUUUUUCGCAGCUCACCCGUUGGUCUUGCAGUAA
Clonostachys rhizophaga is the source of this 936-nucleotide messenger RNA. The record is from the annotation of a GenBank genome assembly. NCBI's taxonomy places the organism in Eukaryota, Fungi, Ascomycota, Sordariomycetes, Hypocreales, Bionectriaceae.